Lasiosphaeria miniovina is the source of this 667-nucleotide messenger RNA. RefSeq lists its product as uncharacterized. The record is from RefSeq and is a predicted model, not a curated record. Gene Ontology annotation, biological process: nucleoside metabolic process. Bases 32 to 667 code for a protein of 211 amino acids. Lineage: Eukaryota; Fungi; Ascomycota; Sordariomycetes; Sordariales; Lasiosphaeriaceae. Gene Ontology annotation, molecular function: catalytic activity. The transcript has 3 exons.
GCGUACGUUUCCGUCGAUCGAGCUUCGGUUAAUGGUCGGUAUCGGAGGAGGCGUGCCAAGCGGAAAGAAUGACAUUCGCUUGGGCGACGUUGUGGUGAUACGAUUGGGCAAGAACACGGACGACGGCUUUGUCAUGAAAGGAUUCCUUUGGCCGCCACCCGAGAUUUUGAGGAGUGCUGUGGGUAUUAUGCGGUCCGACUACAGGGUUUCGCAUAACAAGAUCCCUGAGUUCCUGUCGGCCAUGUUUCAGAAAAGCGACGACGUUCGCGUCUCGUACCAGCGGCCUGUAGAGCCGGAUGAGCUCUUCCAGUUAGAAUAUCGUCAUGUCCCCAACCAAGCCACCUGUCAGCUCUGUGACAAGACAAAACGGGUCCAGCGUCCGCUGCGUGAACCGACCCCCAAGAUUCAUUAUGGGCUUAUUGCGUAUGGAGACCAACAUUAUGCUGCGGCUGCGGCUGCGGGGUGCGCUAAGGGGCUCCUUUCGUAUGUGGACCUGCCGCAGCCUUCCACGACGACAGCAGCCGUCGGUCAGCAUGGAUUCGACUCGUCUAUGGGCAACCGUCCAGCUGCGCAACACAUCUUCCGCGGCCAGGGCGUUCAAAACCCGGGGUCUGGCAAUGUCUCCAUAGGGAAGGACCUGAACAUUGGCAGGAUUGAUUCAUGGUGA